Messenger RNA from Heterocephalus glaber (naked mole-rat), 421 nucleotides. NCBI's taxonomy places the organism in Eukaryota, Metazoa, Chordata, Mammalia, Rodentia, Bathyergidae. The record is from RefSeq and is a predicted model, not a curated record.
AUGGUCUGUUCUACCAGCAGGACGAAGCCAGGCCAGUGCCCUUUCCCCUCAGAUGUGAAGCCAAGGGUGACCUCCCUGGUUGUACCAGGAGAGGAGCAGGAGGAAGACAGUGAGGAGGACCUGGAGAAGCUCCCCGAGCUGGGAGCAGCAGCAGCAGGAGAAAGCCACUUCCCCAACAAGGAGGAGAAGGGGGAGGAGCAGCAGGAGGGCAGAGGCAGUGAGCAGGAGCCUGGGCAGCAGCAGCUGGAGGGGCCCUGCCUCUCUAGUGAUGUGUUCUGCAGGUUGCAACUGCAGCAGGUGGAGCGCAUUUUCCAGCGCGCUCAAUACUCAGAUGUGUUCUUAAGAAAGGAGAUUUCAAUACCCACGUGUGUCACUGAAGCCACGGUGAAGCCUGAGGACCUUGAAGACGAUUCGCUGUGAA